AGCCCCAGCUAAGCGCAUUGCGGUGCAUGCGCGCCUGCCACACGAGGGACUGCGGGCGCGCUUCCAAGGCGGCACCGGCAGCGCCAAUGGCAGCAGCAAUGCCGCUGUGACUGCUGCUGCCGCUGCUAGCAGUGCUUCAGCCAUGGAUGCAGCGGCCCAGCCCUACCAGUUCAUCGGGCCUGAAACGUUGUAUGGAACGACCUAUUUGACGCAGAACGGCGGCUUCACUAAGUCGGAGUUGCGCCGCCUUGAGUUUCUGCAGACGGCUGGGGAGGGUGGAUCAGCAGUGAGGGCAGUCAACGUCGGCAAGGACGAAAGCAUGACGCAGGGCUGGUACCUUGUUACCCAAACCCUGGACCACUGUCUGCUACAUCAUGACGUUACAAACAAUAAUUGCCGGAAAGAGAAACACCCAGUUCACACCGUUCGCAAGGAGUUCUUGGCGGAGUGUGUUGGGGUGGAGGCAGCUGGGCAGGCACACAGGCAGCAGAGGAAUCGGCAGGAGGUGAAAGUCGGCGACACGGGCGAAGAGCGGUGGCAGAUCCCGUUUCAGCGGAAGAGCAAGAAGGAUGAAAGCAAGAAGGAUGAGGAGGUCACGAUACAGUUCGCCAAGACGUGGCCCGCUUGGUACACGGUGCUGUCGCCCAGUGCCCGCAAGGGCGAGGGCAAGAGCGAGGGCAAGGGCAAGAGCAAGGGCAGAACCCGCAACACCGC
Astrephomene gubernaculifera is the source of this 714-nucleotide messenger RNA. Lineage: Eukaryota; Viridiplantae; Chlorophyta; Chlorophyceae; Chlamydomonadales; Astrephomenaceae. The record is from the annotation of a GenBank genome assembly.